Molecule: messenger RNA, 808 nt
Organism: Folsomia candida
Lineage: Eukaryota; Metazoa; Arthropoda; Collembola; Entomobryomorpha; Isotomidae
Product: chondroitin proteoglycan 1
Exons: 4
Coding region: 88-750 (220 amino acids)
Cellular component (GO): extracellular region
Molecular function (GO): chitin binding
Source: RefSeq, a predicted model, not a curated record
UCAGUUAGCAAUUAUUAUAUAAAACUUUAUGGCGUGUUGAACUUCUUCCUUCGAAUACACACAUCUAAAUUGGUCGUCCAGGUCAAAAUGAUUUCUUCAGGAUAUGUCAUUCUAGCUAUUUGCAUUUUUGGAGUGCAUUCCGCAAAAAUUGGGAAAUUUGAAAAUGCGAUUAAGGAGGAGGACAAUUCUGGACAAUGUCCUGAUGGAUUCACAGGAUUGGUUCCACACGCUGUGUUUUGUCAGUUUUAUUACUUGUGUGAUAACGGUACCCCUAAUUUGAGAGAAUGUCCUUCUGGCCUCUAUUUCAAUGUUAGAGAAAGUGCUUGCGAUUAUCCUGCCAAUGUUCCUGAAUGUGUUGACGGUACUAGGCCACCUACCUCCACAACUGUAGGACCAACGACAACUUCAACAACUACGACUUCAACCACUACAACUCCACCGACGACCACGCCAGAAAGUCCAGAAUCAGAAGGGACCGUGGUGACAGGAAUAACAACGCCUCCUACAACAACCCUUGCUACGACUACUACAGUGCUCACGACGACACGACCCACGACCACAACCCCAUCCGGAGGUCUCACUUGUCCCGAAAAUCCUUCCAUUUUUAUGCCAUAUCCUGGAGAUUGUUACAAAUACUACUUGUGUGAGAACGGGAAUGUCAUCAGCGUUCACAAUUGCCAGUCACAACUAUGGUUCAGAUUUUCUAUCCAAUCUUGCAUGACUCCAUGGGGUGGAGACUGUAGUCAGUAAAUUGCGUACAUCAUAUUGUUUUAAGGUUUCCAAUAAUAAUAAAAUAUUUGCAUUCAGA